AUGGAUCGGUUGCACGCCUUAACUGAUGAAGAACGCAUUGCUACUUUGAACCAGCGUCUUGUCGAUGGAUGCCACAUUGUCGUCCACCCGCUCUUAGAAAUUGGAACAUUCAACCCCGAUAUCGUCUCCUCUCUACCAUUGUUAGAUAGGUCCAUCAUGGGAGAUGAGCUGGCGAACCAAGCAGAAGCUAUUUUUUACGGCAAAAACACCUUUCUUGUUUGGUGGGAUGCUCUCCAGGAAUUUUUGUCCCCAAGACACGGAUUGCCGAUCGACAAGCUAGUCAGACGGGUCAUUGUUCGCUACAGCUUUCAGGAGCUAUACACGAGCAAACGGAACCUGGUCACGGAGCUACAUCAUUUAUUUCGGCUCACCCACGCCGAGUUAGUUGCCCUCGAUAUCACAGGCAGCGGAACCCCAGACGGUAGCGAUCUGGCAACGCAAAUGGUACUUCGCGAUAUAGCCUCCAUUGUUCAGCAGCUCUUUUUACACUUCGGUCCUCGUUUUGUCGUCGGGCGCUCUCUAGGCGAAUGGCCUGCCCUGUACGACAUCAAGUGGGUCAGCUUCAGGUCCUACUGGCAACCCCCAAUGCCUGCGGCUCGCGAUAGGAUGAGAGGCGGCGAGGCUAGCUUCGAGGAGACAAUGCAAUUGCAGGUGGAGAGUUGGAUACAGGCCACCGAAAGGCCUGAGUUGACGGCGCCACUCGGUGCCGUGCCGGGGGUUGACGCCUCACUGUUGGAUUGGAGCAGUGACGCGCUCACUGACUGCUUUGCGCCUGGUGUUCUAGUACCAGAGCUGGCCUAA
Molecule: messenger RNA, 801 nt
Organism: Akanthomyces muscarius
Lineage: Eukaryota; Fungi; Ascomycota; Sordariomycetes; Hypocreales; Cordycipitaceae
Exons: 1
Coding region: 1-801 (266 amino acids)
Source: RefSeq, a predicted model, not a curated record